Molecule: messenger RNA, 3523 nt
Organism: Megalops cyprinoides (Indo-Pacific tarpon)
Lineage: Eukaryota; Metazoa; Chordata; Actinopteri; Elopiformes; Megalopidae
Gene: dcaf5
Product: ddb1 and cul4 associated factor 5
Exons: 9
Coding region: 240-2759 (839 amino acids)
Biological process (GO): negative regulation of fatty acid biosynthetic process
Cellular component (GO): Cul4-RING E3 ubiquitin ligase complex; cytoplasm
Molecular function (GO): protein binding
Source: RefSeq, a predicted model, not a curated record
CGGAGGAGGAGGAGGCUCGCGCGGAGCAGGAAGCGACUCGUGUAGAGUGUGAAAUGCACGCAAAAUCGUCGCUACACCGAGCAACAUUUUCUCCUCUGUCAUCAUGUAGCCGCUAAUAAGCCAGACACGAAAAAAAACGUCUGCAUCUUUAACAAUCGGACAAGAUCCACGUAUGUCUGCGACACUGCGCAUAUUUUAAGUAAGGGCAGUUAGCUGGCUAUACGAACAGCCAAAGAAAUAUGAAAGAGGUGAGGGGCUGCGGUAUGCGCUCUUCCGUGGGGUUUCUGUCCCGGAGAAAGAUCACCGGGCACCCCCUGAUGAAGGAGGAAUUUCAGAGACGAAGACUGGCCGGGUGCACAAGUCUUUACAAGAAGGAUAUGUUGGGGCAUUUUGGAUGCGUUAAUGCCAUAGAGUUUUCCAACAAUGGAGGAGAAUGGCUGGUGUCCGGAGGGGACGAUCGCAGGGUGCUGCUCUGGCACAUGGAAAAGGCCAUCCAUUCACGAACCAAGCCAAUCAAACUGAAGGGAGAACAUCUCUCCAACAUCUUCUGCCUGGCCUUUGACAGCACAAACAAGCGCGUCUUCUCUGGAGGUAAUGAUGAACAAGUCAUUCUUCAUGAUGUGGAGAGGGGUGAAACAUUGAAUGUGUUCUUGCAUGAUGAUGCGGUCUACGGCCUGUCUGUCAGCCCCGUCAAUGAUAACGUGUUCGCCAGCUCCUCUGACGAUGGCCGUGUGCUGAUCUGGGACACCCGUGAGCCACCACACGGAGAACCCUUCUGUUUGGCCAACUAUCCCUCCGCGUUCCACAGUGUGAUGUUCAACCCAGCGGAGCCUAGACUGCUUGCCACAGCUAACUCCAAGGAGGGGGUGGGACUGUGGGAUAUCCGCAAGCCACGCAGCUCCCUGCUGCGGUACGGGGGCAGCCUCUCCCUGCAGAGCGCCAUGAGCGUGCGCUUCAACAGCACGGGGACGCAGCUGCUGGCCCUGCGCCGCCGCCUGCCCCCAGUCCUGUACGAGCUGCACUCCCGCCUGCCCAGCUUCCAGUUCGACAACCAGGGCUACUUCAACUCCUGCACCAUGAAAAGCUGCUGCUUUGCCGGCGACCGCGAUCAGUACAUCUUGUCCGGCUCUGACGACUUCAACCUCUACAUGUGGAAAAUCCCCAAAGAUCCCGAAGCAGGGGGCCCGGGUCGAGUGGUGAAUGGGGCCUUCAUGGUGCUGAAGGGCCACCGCUCCAUCGUCAACCAGGUGCGAUUCAACCCCCACACGUAUAUGAUCUGCUCCUCGGGGGUUGAGAAGGUGAUCAAGGUGUGGAGCCCAUACCAGCAGCCAGAGAGUGUAGGUGACCUCGAGGGCCGAGUGGAGGACAAGUCCCGCAGCCUGUACACUCACGAGGAGUACAUCAGCCUGGUGCUGAACAGCGGGAGCGGCCUGUCCCACGACUACGUCAGCCAGUCCAUCCAGGAGGACCCGCGCAUGAUGGCCUUCUUCGACUCGCUGGUGCGGCGGGAGAUCGAGGGCUGGAGCUCCGACUCGGACAGCGACCUGAGCGAGGGCGCCAUCCUGCAGCUCCACGCCCGCGGCCGCCGCUCGCUGCGGGCCAGCCGGGAGGGUGGGGCCACGCCGGCGCUGCCCGCCUCCGCCGCCGCCGGCUCGGGCCGCCACAGCGACUCGGACCACUCCUCCUCGUCCUCGCUGGCCGGGCCCGACGGGGGCGCGGCUCUCGAGGAGGGCGAAGGCCUCCCCCGCCAGGGCAUGGGCCAGUCCUACCAGUCCGUGCGCCUGCUGGACCUGGUCAACGACUCGUCAGACUCCAGCGGCUUCUGGCCCGACCCGCUGCCCAGGCCGCGCUCCCCCAGCCCGAGGGACAACUCCAGCCUGUCGAGCCGCAGCUCCUCCCCGGCCGCCUCCAGCUCCUCCACCUCCUCCAGCUCCAGCUCCAGCAGCGACGCGGAGGAUGAGGAGCGGCGCAGGGCCGACACGCGGAGGCGCAACGCGGCGCGGAGACGGCGCAUGCGCUUCCCCUGCCGCAUCGGGGACCGGCCUGAGCCUGCACAGGCCCUGUACACGGGGACGGACUCCUGCAGCUACCCCAAGAUCGCCAUCGAGGACCCCUCCUCCUCCUCCUCCUCCUCCUCCUCGGCGGACGAGGCACAGGAUUUGGGUGAAAUUGGACCCCAGAUACGUCCCCCAAAGGACAAAGACAGGCUGCGGCUUAAGUCAGAGACCCCGCCUGCGUCGAGCCCUGUCCCCUCUCCAGAGAACGGGGCGGGGGAGGGACUGCUGGACAGGGCGGGAGGAGCAGCCGGGGCGCUGCCUGAUAGAAACUCCAGCGCAUCCUCUCCUCAUUCUCAUGGCAGGCUGGCGGAGAGGACAAACCCAAGGGCUGGAGACGAGGAUGAGAAUGGGACAGGAGCUAGAGCAGGCGGUUUGGACAGUGCGGAGGAGCUACACUCGCAGGGCGUGGCACAGAGCCCCGUCUCGCAGUCCUCAGGAAGCAGCUGGGGCGGCCUGGGACAACCGAGCUCAGAACUGAACGGGCAGCACCGUGAGGGCGUGGCCCAGGCCUCAGAGCCCGGGACAGAGGCCAUCAUCCACAGCAAUGCGGACACAGGAGCUCUGGACUCCAAAACCCAGGGAGACACCCAUCCCCCCGGGAGAUGCCAAAACCCCGGCAUCGCCGGGCUUAAACGGACUCGAGUCGGAUUGGGGGAGGCCGACCCCGAGAGCCCCCCCGCAGAGAAGAAGUUCAAGACAUGAUGACACCUCGUUCUGGCAGGGCUGUUUUUAAGCAAAGCGCUGAACAUCUUAGGGUGGUUCUUCUUUGGGUUUCUACAAACUGUUUCGGUUUGUUUUUUUCUUUGAAAGAGAAUCGCAUUCAUGGAGAUGUACCAGUUAGUGCUGUGGACCCCUGCAGGAUAACGGAGUUUUCCCACACUGCUGUGGAUGAGGGGGUCACUCUUCCAACCUUCCGCUAACUGCUCCUCAGAUGGCAUUUGGAUUUGCAGGGCAUCAGGGCGUCAGUGCGUCUUCCUGCCUGGACAUUUUCAUAACCCCUGCAGUCCAGUCUCACGGAUGACGUUAAAAUCAGUAACAUUAAUAAUAUCGGCAGUAAUUAUACUAGUGCAUUUGCUAAUUGUUCAGUUUUAAAAUUUGUUUUAAAUUCAAGUUUUGGGCUUGCUUUUUUUGUUUGAUAAAAUGAAAACUAUACACUCACUAAAAGAUAUCUGCAAAGAUGAGAGUCCAUAUGUGGACUGGAUUUCGUAGCAUUUUCUUUUAUUAUUAUUUAAGCCGUUUCUGCUGAUAGACAAAAACGAGAGGAGGGCCAAGAAUCCCUGCGUUAAUUUUUGCAAGAAGGCGAGGUGAUGUGUGGUUCUGUGUUCAGCCCAAUUUGGAUUAUCCCAAUUAGCUGCAUCUGUUUGAGUUGUGCGUUACAAGUUAUAUUUCAGUGUUCAGACAGUCAAUGCUUUGUCUUUACCUCCUCUCUGCACCUACAAAGGUUUGCGUUUCAAAGAAAGAGAAAA